This is a messenger RNA of Enterobius vermicularis (human pinworm), 2160 nucleotides long. NCBI's taxonomy places the organism in Eukaryota, Metazoa, Nematoda, Chromadorea, Rhabditida, Oxyuridae. The record is from the annotation of a GenBank genome assembly.
AUGAGCAAGCGGAUAGCAUCAUCGUCAGGCUCUGAAUCCGGUGGGUCUGAUGACAACAAUUACCGCGUUAAUGGGAAAGGGCAUUCGAAUGUGGACAGUCACAAUAAUAAGGCAUCUGGUUCGGAUGGUGACAAUGAGAGCCGUAAAAGGAAAGGUAAACGGGACACGAGGCCUAGCCGUACCGUCACGCUAAACAAGAAAGUUAUUGAGAGUGGCACUUCGGAGGACGAUUCUGACAGUGACGGCGGGCAGCCCUCGAUGAGUAGGAAAAGGAAAAGGGUAAAGAAUACCAAGAGCGGGAGAAAAAAGACACGUGGCGGAACUGCAGGAAGCGCGCGGGAGAGUGAGGAAUCGGAUAAAACUGAAGUGGAUGAGUAUGAUGACGAUAUGUUCCUCGAUGAGGAGGACAGACGACGUCUACAAGAAAUGACUGAGAAAGAAAGAGAAGCUGAAAUAUUUAAAAGGGUUGAGCAGAGAGAAAUAUUGUUGGCUAGGCAUGCGAUCCAGAAGAAAAUUCAGCUGAAAAAGGGUGAUGCGGAGGGCGCGUCGAAGAAGGAUAGAAGUGAGAAGAAAAGAAAGGAAAGAAAGGGAAGUUGGGAACGAGACUCAGUUAAAAGGAAAAUUGAAGAGAGCGAUGAGGCGGAUGAACAAGCGGAGGAGACCGUUAAGAAAGAUAUAGAAAUUGAACAGAAGUCGGUGGCGGAGCAAACAAAAGUUAAGGAUAAUGCUUCAGAUCAUGAAGUUGGAUUUGAUGAGUACGAACGACCGUCGGAAUUGCAGAGAAAGCAAAAGCAAAAAUCUGCAAUGGCUGAUUUACUGAACAGGCGGAAAGAGAAGCGCGAAGCUGAACAAAAGAAAAAAGCUGAAUCCCGUAAAUCUGCUUUGGAUAUUGAUGAAAUUUUUGGGAAGGACGAUAGUGACGAUAAUGAGAAGAGCUCGAGCUCAUCUAGUCACAGCUCUAGUCGAUCUUCUUCAAGAUCGUCGACCCAUAGUCGCAGUCGUACCAAAUCACCAGAGAAGAAACGCGAAGUCAGUUCAGUAGCGGAUCUGCAACGGAUUGGAUUGUCACGACGGACUUUGUCGAAAAUAGUACAUACUCCGUUCUUCGAAAAAACUGUUCUUGGGUGCUUUGUGCGGGUGGGUGUAGGAAAUAGUCGUGACCAACGUGCUACCUACCGCGUUGCCCAGAUAGUGGAUGUGGUAGACACAGCAAAAAUUUAUGAUUUAGAGGGGACUCGGACAAACAAAGGGUUCAAAUUGAAACUUGGAAAAGAGGAGCGCAUCUAUAGGCUUGCAUUCCUAUCAAAUUCCAAGUUCACUGAAAGUGAGGUGAACUAUUGGCUUGAUGCGAUGAGGUCUAAUAACUUGCCAGUACUCACUAUGGAUGUUGUGGAAAAAAAGGAAGCGGAUAUUGAAAAAGCUCUCAAUCACAAGUUUUCGGACGAGGAAGUUAAUUGGAUGAUACAGCAGAAAGCUCGCUUCGUUAAAGGGCCAUAUAACUUUGCGAUAGAGAAGAGCAAUUUAUUGAAACUCAAGUUGGAAGCUGAGCAGAAUGGGAAUUUAGAGGAGCUAGAACAUAUUCAGCAUCAAAUUGACGAAUUGGAAGCUAAGGCGGCGGAAUUGGAUCGCCGGCGAACGGAGUCAAUCAGGGGUAUUAGUUGGAUAAACCAAAGGAAUAGGCAGUCUAUGAAAGACGCAAUUCUGAGUGGGAAGGUUCAUAUGGAAGUUUCAAGUCAAGAUGAUCCUUUUACAAGAAAGAAUGCUCGAAUGAAGCCCGUUUCCGGAAAGGACAGAUCUGGUGCUCAUUUAGCAAAUCCCACUUCUGUAGCGGCCAUAAAAGAUUCACCAGUUAACAGUGCAGGGUACGCUCCGAAGACUCAGCCCACUGUUGGUGGAUCAGCGUCCGAUCCCUCAAAAUCAAAAGCACCGGCACCUGCAUCAUCGAUGGGGGAAAAUGACCUUUUCAAAGCACAUGAUUUCGAUUUGGAUUUGGACAUCGUAUUGCCUCUAUUUAUUUCAGCCCUUGCUCCUGGAACUACUUCCGUUGCAUCGCUGGACGCUGACGUGCGAAAUGCGUCGUCCUCAGCGCCUGCACUAGCAUCUCGUAGUUCGAGGCCAUUGAGCAUUGAAGAUUAUAAACGACGGAAGGGAUUGUUGUGA